Lynx canadensis (Canada lynx) is the source of this 1461-nucleotide messenger RNA. RefSeq names its product ArfGAP with dual PH domains 1 (gene ADAP1). NCBI's taxonomy places the organism in Eukaryota, Metazoa, Chordata, Mammalia, Carnivora, Felidae. Gene Ontology annotation, molecular function: GTPase activator activity; phosphatidylinositol bisphosphate binding. Gene Ontology annotation, cellular component: plasma membrane; intracellular membrane-bounded organelle. Gene Ontology annotation, biological process: positive regulation of GTPase activity. The record is from RefSeq and is a predicted model, not a curated record.
GCGGUCAUCGCGGCCAUGGCCAAGGGCGGCGAAGGGCGGUCCUGGAGCUGCUGCAGGGCGCCUGGGAACGCGCGCUGCGCCGACUGCGGCGCCCGGAUCCCGACUGGGCCUCCUACACCCUGGGGGUGUUCAUCUGCCUGAGCUGCUCGGGAAUCCACCAGAACAUCCCCCAGGUCAGCAAGGUGAAGUCAGUCCGCCUGGAUGCCUGGGAGGAGGCCCAAGUGGAGUUCAUGGCCUCCCAUGGAAAUGACGCUGCGAGAGACGCGUAUGAGUCCAAAGUGCCUCCCUUCUACUACCGGCCCACGUCCUCUGACUGUCAGCUCCUGCGGGAGCAGUGGAUCCGGGCCAAGUACGAACGGCUGGAGUACCACCCGGAGAAGCAGGAGCCGUACUCCGCAGGAUACCGAGAAGGCUCCCUCUGGAAGCGAGGCCGGGACAACGGGCAGUUUCUAAGCCGGAAGUUUGUGCUGACUGAGCGAGAGGGGUCCCUGAAGUAUUUCAACAGAAAUGACGCCAAGGAGCCCAAGGCCGUCAUGAAGAUCGAACAUCUGAACGCCACCUUCCAGCCGGCCAAGAUCGGCCACCCCCACGGCCUGCAGAUCACCUACCUGAAGGACAACAGCACCCGCAACAUCUUUGUCUACCACGAGGACGGGAAGGAGAUCGUGGACUGGUUCAAUGCGCUCCGCGCGGCCCGCUUCCAUUACCUGCAGGUGGCGUUCCCGGGGGCCAGCGACGCCGACCUGGUGCCAAAGCUCUCCCGGAACUACCUGAAAGAAGGAUACAUGGAGAAAACCGGGCCCAAGCAAACAGAAGGCUUCCGGAAGCGCUGGUUCACCAUGGACGACCGGAGGCUCAUGUACUUCAAAGAUCCCCUGGACGCCUUCGCUCGCGGGGAAGUCUUCAUCGGCAGCAGGGAGAGCGGCUACACGGUGCUGGACGGGCUCCCACCGUCCACCCAGGGCCACCACUGGCCACACGGCAUUACCAUCGUGACACCGGAGCGCAGGUUCCUGCUGGCCUGUGAGACGGAGUCAGAGCAGCGGGCGUGGGUGGAGGCUUUUCGGAAGGUCGUGGACAGACCCAUGCUGCCCCAGGAGUACGCAGUGGAAGCCCACUUCAAGCAUAAACCCUAACAAGAGCUGGUCGUGGAGGCCGAGGGAGCUGGACUCACGGGAAAUGCCACCGAAGAGUCAGCAGCCAGAGGGGGCCGGUGACGGAGGACAGGCCUCCCGGCCCCCGCCCUCAGGGGCAGCCCUGGACGUGGCCAGGCGGGGCCUGUGCUCUAGCCACUAAGACUCGUUUCUCCGGAGCCUCACUGCAGGCCGGCUGACCUGACCUCUGCCCCCAUCAUGCUGCUGCCCAUGGAUGUGACCCUGCCCACCCCCCCACCCCACCCCCCGUCCACCGGACCACCCUUCCUCGGGGCCUGGGCCCAGCCUCCUGGCUCAGGGCAGCCCA